CAAAAGCAAAAAAGCAUAACCCUUCCCCCACCACUGCAAACUUUAUUUCCCCAUAACCUUUUAAAUUCCUACUUUUUGAUUCUCAGCCACUCCCCUUUCUUCCUCCCCCCAUGUUCUUCCUCUGAACCAGCCACCACCAGCCACCAGCAGAAGAUCAAGCAGCUAGCUUCCCAGUUUCCCACAGUCAAUAAUCAUUCUUGUGUUUCCAUAUCUAGCUAGAGCUUAAUUAGACCGCAAUUCAGCCUCCAUGGAUACAGCCCAGUGGCCGCAGGAGAUAGUGGUGAAGCCAUUAGAAGACAUAGUAACUACUACUCCUCAAAGGCCUGGAGGAGGGUUAACACCAACUUCAUCAGGAGGAGGUGGUGGUGGGAGCUUGGAGAGGAAAGCAAGGCCGCAAAAGGAGCAAGCUUUGAACUGCCCAAGGUGCAACUCCACCAACACCAAGUUCUGCUACUACAACAACUACAGCCUCACGCAGCCAAGGUACUUCUGCAAGACCUGCAGAAGGUAUUGGACUGAAGGCGGCUCGUUGAGGAACAUCCCCGUGGGAGGCGGCUCGAGGAAGAACAAGAGACCUUCUUCCUCCUCUUCACUUUCCUCACCUCCUGCUGCCACCGCCACGAAGAAACUCCCUGGUUUGAUCUCCUCCCCUGCUGCCGCUGGUAUUGCAACUACUAGUACUACUACAACAACAAGUAGUUCGCAAAACCCUAAUCUUGGUAAUCAUAAGUUGAUUCAGGAAGGCCAGGAUCUGAACUUGGCCUUCCCGAGGAGCUUCACGGAGUUGAUUCAUCAGAAUGGGAACCAUCAUCAUUAUCAUCAGAAUGAUGAGAACAAGAGUCAGAUUUCAGCCAUGGAGCUGCUGACAGGAAUCUCAUCGUCUAGGGGUGGAAUAUUGAAUAAUCCUAGCUUCAUGCACAUGCCACCACCACCACCACAGCCAUCAUCACUUGUUCAUCAUCAUCAUCAAGCUGCAGCUAAUCAUGGUGGGGGUUAUAAUGCAUCUGGGUUGAGUUUCCCGGUGCUGCAACAACAUCAGGAUCAUUUCAAGCCUAGCGGGUUGAGUUUCUCACUGGAUGGGAUUGAGCUUGGGAUCAGCAGUGAUCAUCAUAAUGAGAGUGGUAAUGGGUAUCAUCAUCAUAAUGAUCAUGAAGGUGGUGGUGGAGGGAGGCCCAUGUUUUCGUUUGAGGAUCUGAAGCAAGUGCCGAGCAGCAACACUAAUGAUAGUAAUGGGGAGAUGGUGAGUAAUGGUAAAGAUCAGCAAGCAGAUUCAAGUGGGUACUGGACUGGGAUGUUGGGGGGUGGAUCAUGGUAACUUUUACUUUAUCAAAGUUGAGAUUUACAGUCCUUUUGCUUACCCUUUUAGUUUUUCUUUCUCUUUUCUUUUGGGAUGAGAGAGAAGGAAGUAGAGAGAGAAGGGGGAAGAGAGAUUCUCCACUUUCUGUGUAUUGAAAUUUCUUGCUUUGAGUUGGGUGGGUGGUGGUGGUGAUGAUGACGACUUUGGUUGGGAAUUCCUUCAUUAGUAUUAUUAUUAUUACUAACAGAAAAUAGGAGGAGAUGGGGAUAUAUAUAUUAUAUACAAUUGGGGUUUUUUUUAUUUUUUUCUGCUUUUUCUUUUUUGGGUUGAUUUAUUAUCAUGUGAUGAUGAUAUGGAUCAGUUUGAGUUUGGAUUGGCCCUUGAUCAUUAAUCCCAAGUUUGAGGCUUUUUGGUAAUUUACAUAUGGGGAGUCUCUCUUUACUUCCUAUUGCUAAUGGUCUUGUUGAUGAUGAAGCUUUGAAUUUUCAAGGAAUUAGCUUCAUUUUAAAGUAUCAUCAAAGAAGAAGAAGAGCUCAUGAGGUAGCCGUGGAAAAGAAGCUAGAGAGAUCAUCAAUAUUGGAGGGAAAGUAAAACAAAGUAUGAGAAAAAGGGCAAGAAAAAGAAGAAAAUAAAGCUCUAGCUUUCAUAUUGGAGAGUUAUUUGGUAGUGAAAAAGAAGAACAGGGUUGCUGGGUUGAAAGAAAGAUCUGACAGACGCUUUACUUGGGGACCCGCGGAAAAACAUUCUCCUCGGGGAGUGUGUCUGUGACUGUGAGCCGUGAGGAGAAGAAGGAAGAGAAUCAUUCAUUCAAACCCGACCCACGCCCACUUUCCCCCACUACUGCUCCGUUCCGUUGUAACGUUCCCUUCCUACUUCCACUACGUUUGUGAAAGAUAUGGUCGCCACAGACAAUCGAUCUACAGAAUACAUAUUGGUGUUGGUACUGUACAUGCAUUCGUUUCACUGCUGUACCGCACUUUCUCUCUGGUCUUUCUACCUGCAAAAGAAAGACUUAUAU
Messenger RNA from Linum tenue, 2315 nucleotides. The record is from the annotation of a GenBank genome assembly. NCBI's taxonomy places the organism in Eukaryota, Viridiplantae, Streptophyta, Magnoliopsida, Malpighiales, Linaceae.